This is a messenger RNA of Amphibalanus amphitrite, 5360 nucleotides long. Its product is annotated as furin-like protease 2. Gene Ontology annotation, molecular function: serine-type endopeptidase activity. Gene Ontology annotation, cellular component: trans-Golgi network; Golgi membrane. The record is from RefSeq and is a predicted model, not a curated record. The transcript has 24 exons. Gene Ontology annotation, biological process: protein processing. The coding region runs from base 216 to 4016 and encodes 1266 amino acids. NCBI's taxonomy places the organism in Eukaryota, Metazoa, Arthropoda, Thecostraca, Balanomorpha, Balanidae.
UAGGUCGCCGCCCUCCUCGCGAGGCCGGUAACGUAAGUUAGGGCCACUAAAAAAAAAAAAAAAAAAAAAAAAAAAGCGUUGUUUUUGUUUCUGUUGCUGGGGCACUGCAAGAUUAAUUAGCACUGCAUUAUGCUUUAGGCAAGGCUUUAGGGCCCUGCACUGCAUCAACAAAUUUGAAGUGGAUUGUUUCAAUUUCUUCUUGCACGAACGUAGCGAUGCGCGGCGGCGGCGGCGGCGGCUGGGCCGUGCUGGUCGUGCUGGCGGGCGUGGCGGCCGUGACCGCCGUGGAGUACACCAACCAAUUCGCCGUGGUGGUGGCCGGCGGUCGGGAGCGCGCCGCACGAGCCGCCGCCAAACACGGCUGCUCCCUGGUCGACUCGAUCGGCGACCUGACGGACCACUACCUGUUUGAGUGUCACACGGUGCACAAACGCUCCACACAGCACUCCCAGCACCACACCGACCGGCUCCGGGAGACAGACGAGAUACUAUGGGCGGACCAGCAAUACUACAAAACGCGCCGGAAGCGGGACGGCGCCGGUGACGGCGGUGGGCUGACUGAGGAGCUGCUGAACGAGAUCUCAGACUCGGGGCCCUCGGCGGCCGGGCCGCUGCGGCGCGCCACCCUGAAGGAGGAUCCUCCGCCGGCCAAUCAGGAGCCGCCGCCUCAGACGGAGUUCCGGCGCAGCACGGCGGCCGACUACUGGCCCGACCCGCUGUUCAAGGAGCAGUGGUACCUGAACGGCGGCGCCCGGGACGGCAGCGACAUGAACGUGCUGCCCGCCUGGCAGCAGGGCUACCGCGGCCAGGGCGUGGUCGUCUCCAUCCUGGACGACGGCAUCCAGCCCAACCACCCGGACCUGGCCGCAAACUACGACGGCAGGGCGUCCCUCGACAUCAACGACGACGACGACGACCCGACACCGCGCGACGAUGGCUUCAACCGGCACGGCACGCGCUGCGCCGGCGAAGUGGCCGCCAUCGCCGGCAACCAGUACUGCGGCGUCGGAGUGGCACCCAACGCCAGCAUCGGAGGAGUGCGCAUGCUGGACGGCGGGGUGAACGACUACGUGGAGGCCAAGGCGCUCAGCUACCGCAGGAACUACAUCGACGUCUACAGCGCCAGCUGGGGUCCCGAGGACGACGGCAAGACGGUGGACGGGCCCGGCCCGCUGGCGCGCCGCGCCUUCAUCGAGGGCGUGCUGAAGGGCCGCGGCGGCAAGGGCUCCAUCUUCGUCUGGGCCUCCGGUAACGGCGGCCGCUACGUGGACAACUGCAACUGUGACGGCUACACCAACAGCAUCUUCACGCUGUCCAUCUCCUCGGCCACGCAGGGCGGGAAGAAGCCGUGGUACCUGGAGGAGUGUGCUUCCACCCUGGCCACCACAUACAGCUCCGGUCUGCCGUCCCAGGACAAAUCGAUCGCCACCUGCGACCAGGACGCCGCCCUCCGGCCCAAACACAUCUGCACCGUGUCACACACAGGUACCUCGGCGUCGGCUCCGCUGGCCGCCGGUAUCAUCGCGCUGACGCUGGGAGCCAACCCCAACCUGACCUGGCGGGACAUGCAGUAUAUUACGCUGAUGACGUCUCGGCCGGAGCCACUGGCGCACGAGCUCGGCUGGCUCACCAACGGUGUCGGACGGAAGGUGAGCCACAAGUUUGGGUACGGCCUGAUGGACGCUGGAGCCAUGGUGGACCUGGCCAGGCGGUGGCACACUGUGCCCACACAGCACAUCUGUAUCACCCCUCUGGACAGCCGUACUCGCCGAAUCCCACCCGAGGAGGGCGGCGAGCUACACACAUCGAUGGAAGUGAACGCGUGCCAGGGCUCGCCGCAGUCGGUCAACUUUCUCGAGCACGUGCAGUGCAAGGUGACGCUGACACACGUGCCGCGCGGCGGCCUGCGCAUCCUGCUCAGCUCUCCGUCCGGCACUGUCAGCACACUGCUGUUCGAGCGGCCGCAGGACGUGCUGGGAAGCAGCUUCGACCGCUGGCCCUUCAUGUCGGUGCACUUCUGGGGCGAGCGACCCGAGGGCGUCUGGAACCUGACGGUGGUCAACACCAAGGCGGCAGCGUCGGCGGGCACCUCCAGUUCGGACAGCGUGCUCAAGGAGUGGCAGCUGAUCCUGUACGGGACCGAGCAGGAGCCCGUCCACCUGACACCGGCCGAACAGGGCACCGGCAGUGACGCUGGCGCCGGCCACUCUGCCGUGGUCAGUCGCAGCGAGGACUCGUCACCGGGCGUGUACUGCAGUCGCAGCUGUGUGCUGGCCUGUCAGAGUCAGCCCGCAGCCGAUAUGUGUAAACGGUGCCGCGACCACUAUAAGAGCCCGUGUCAGCGCUGGUGUGACCCCGGCACGUACUACGGCGGCGAGGCGGGCUGUCAGCCGUGCCACGCCACGUGCGCCACGUGUCUGGGCCGGCUGGCCAACCAGUGCAUGGACUGCGCGGCCGGCCACUACCUGAUCGCCGACCUGAGCGUGUGCGUGCCCGCCUGUCCGGACGGCUACUUCACAGCGAACGAGACGUGCCAGUCGUGCGGCCCGCACUGCACGGCCUGUGACGGCUCUGCCAACCACUGCGUCAGCUGCGCGCCGCACCUGUUCCUGCACAACAGCCAGUGUGUGGCCUCGUGUCCGGCCGGCACCUACCGGCUCCAGCAGAGGUGUGAGCGUUGCGCCGACGGUUGUAUGACGUGCAUCGGUCCGAACGACAACAACUGUGUGCUGUGUCGCCGGGGCCUGUUCCACUUCAACGGACAGUGCGUCAACUCCUGCCCGCCAGGCACGUUCGGGGAGGCGGUGAGCGGCGAGUGUGUCGCCUGCUGGCCGGGCUGUGACGAGUGCAGCGGUCAGCGGGCGUGUCGGCGCUGCGCCCGCGGCUGGCUGCCGAUCCGCGACGGCACCUGUCAUCCGGAUAAUGGACCCUGUCCUGAAGGGGAGUUUUACGACGGCGAGUCGUGCGGCCGGUGCCACCGCAGCUGUCUGGCCUGCACGGGCCCCAUGGCUGUCGAGUGCUCGCGCUGCCAGCCGGCCUCCGUCCUGCACAACGGCCUCUGUUACGCCGAGUGCCCGGAGGGCUGGUGGGCCUCGGACGGCGUCUGCCGGCGCUGCCACCACACCUGUCAGGACUGCAGCGGCCAGCGCGGCUGCACAGUCUGUCAGCAGGACCUGCUGAUGCACGGCGACACCUGCGUCACCGCCUGUCCCGUCAGGACGUACCGGGCUCUGGACGAGUGUCUGCCCUGCUCGCCGGGCUGCGUGCGGUGCGUCGGCGGCCGCGCGGACGAGUGUGUCGCCUGCGGAGAGGGUCUGCUGCUGACUGGGGGUAGCUGUGUGUCCCGCUGUCCGGACGGCCAGUUCGCCGCGGGGGAGGUCUGCCGGCGCUGCCACCACUCCUGCCGCACGUGCACAGGCGGCGGUAUGACGGGCUGCACCUCGUGCGCCCGCGGCUUCCAAAUGCGGCCCGCCGAGCGCGCGUGCGUGCCGUGCGCCGACCACGAGUUCUACUCGCCACGGGACGCCACGUGCCGGACGUGCCACCCCUCGUGCGCCACGUGUCACGGCGCCGGCCCCGAGAACUGCACCUCGUGCGCCGGAGAUCUGCACCUAGAGAAGCAGCGCGGUCGGUGUGUGCCCUGCUGUGACAGACACCGGCCGCUGCCCGAUACCGACUCGUGCUGUACCUGUGACCCGUCCGGAGAUCACUGUGUGCGGGGCACCUGGCGGCGCACGGCCGGGCCAGAGUUCCAGCCGCUGGAGCCGGCGACCUCCGACGGCACAUUCAGCUGGUUCUACGUGCAGGCGGUGGGCGGGUGCGCCGCCACGCUUCUGCUGUUCGUACUCAUCUUCUUGGGCCUACAGUGUCACGGCCGUGGUCCUCGCCGAGCUCCGGUCCUGGAGCUCACGGAAAACGAGGAGCGACUCGCGCUCACCGAAUACCAAAACGAAGACAACCUGGACGACCUGAGUGACAGCGAAGAGCAUCUAGUUGUGUUCGACACACGGACUUAGCGCUUGGUUUCCUGGGCGUCGGCCGGUGCUCGGUCUUGAUGCUGCCUCUAACGAGAGUAUUUUUGUACAGCAUCUUGUGUGCCAUACCCGACCUUGGCGUGGGUUGAGAGGUCGGCUUCGCUAUCAACAGUUAGCUCUUAUCUAGCAUUUUCUGUGAUGGAACCUGUGAAGACUCAUCGAAGUUGCAUUUGUGAUGCACUGUGGUUCUCGUUUUGAAUUCGCCAGAGUGCUGCUUUUCAUCGUGGUUGAUGUUGAUCCUUGUCUAAACUUUUUUUUGUUAUUCUGAUAUGAAAAGGUGCUCAGAAGGGCGGAAUGCAUUCCAUCGAAACUUUCCGAUGCUGGGGAAAUAUGCCGCUCACGCAUUCGCUGAAGCUCUUAUCGGAGCGGUAAUGCAUAAUCUAGCCAGCCGGGUUUAUUGAAUAAUGGAUGAUGAUGCCGCUCUCAGUUUGUUGGUUGGCCUCGUCGAUGAUGUCUUUGAUGCGUAUCGGUCUGUGUUGUUUGCAAUGUGGAGUGCCGAAUGUCGCUGCGUGAAAGAGAAUCGAAGUGGUUUUAAUGAUGUUUCGGAAUGCUUGAUUUGAUUAGACCAACGUGUGCUGCCCGCUUGCACUUAUAUAUCCCACCGAGUCCGGCACUGUGCCGCUCUUUGACGCUGGUCACGCAUGAUGGUGCGUGUUGUGAUGUGGCAUUGACGAAUGAUCCUUAAUUAUCCUGUGUUCUUAGAAGUGCCAUAUUCGCCGAUAUGUCUUGAUCUGACAGGUGCUGAAUGUUCAGCCGCUCCCCGUCUCCCUCUACGUCUCUCUGUCUCCUCUCGGUGUCUCUCUGUCUCCCUCUGCGUCUCUCUGUCUCCCUCUGCGUCUCCCCGUCUCCCUCUGCCUCUCUGUCUCCCUCUGCGUCCCUCUGUCUCCUCUCGGUGUCUCUCUGUCUCCCUCUGCGUCUCUGUCUCCUCUCGGCGUCUCCGUCUCCCCCGCUCUGUCGCCCUCUGCGUCUCUGUCUCCCCUCUGCGUCUCUCCGUCUCCCCUGCUCUGUCUCCCAGUGAGCGGCUUACUGUGAGCACCCGCCGCCUAUCCCGAUGAUUGCGUCUGUCCGAGAAGGAUAGAUUUGCCGGCCGGCCGGCCAGGUGAACGGUAAUGCUCAGAUUACCUGCCCGGGGCGGCCGCCGCGCGGACGGACGCCUCAUGUGUGCGCCGGCCUCGGCUUCGAUCACAGCGAUCGUGUGCCCGGCCGUACCACUCGUGCGUCCUUGGUGAAUCGUCGGGGCCAGUGUCGUAUCUAUAUGUAUUGUGACGUGAAUGGAAUACUGUUCUCAUGGGAAACUAUAUACGCUGAAUAUAUGCGUUGUGAUUA